AUGCCGGGUAAGAGUGAGCAGCCAGUCAGGGUAUUGACACAUCACAAGCCCGUUAAGCAUGAUGGGCCCAAGUCCUCCGGCGGGGUAAAAAAUUCAAUUACCUAUGUUGAUGUGGAUAUAAACUUCACUCAGAAAGAGUGGGCUCUGUUGGAUCCUUCCCAGAAGAGUCUCUACAAAGAUGUGAUGAUAGAGACCUACAAGCACCUUACAGCUAUAGGCUACAAUUGGGAAGACCAUAAUAUGGAAGAACAUUAUCAACCUUCUAGAAGAUAUGGAAGGUGUAUCCUUUGUCAUAAUUCAUACAAGUCAUGUGAGGAAAAACCUUAUGAAUGUAAUCAGUGUGGGAAAGCCUUUUCACAAAACGGAAAUCUCGAAAGGCAUAAAAGAACACAUACUGGAGAGAAGCCUUACAAAUGUAAUCAGUGUGGGAAAGCCUUUUCACUACGCGGAAAUCUCAAAAAGCAUAAAAGAACACAUACUGGAGAGAAGCCCUAUGAAUGUAGUCAAUGUGGUAAAGCCUUUUCACACCUCAGUACACUUCAAGUGCAUAAAAGAACACAUACUGGAGAGAAACCCUAUGAAUGUAGUCAAUGUGGUAAAGCCUUUUCACAACUCCGUACACUCCACGGGCAUAAAAGAACACAUACUGGAGAGAAACCCUGUAAAUGUAAUCAGUGUGGUAAAGCCUUUGCUUGUUGUAGUGGUCUCCAGAAACAUGAAAGAAUUCAUACUGGAGAGAAACCCUAUGAAUGUAGUCAAUGUGGUAAAGCCUUUUCAAACCUCAGUAUACUCCAAGUGCAUAAAAGAACACAUACUGGAGAGAAACCCUACGAAUGUAAUCAAUGUGGUAAAGCCUUUACACAGUCCAAUUCUCUCCAAGCGCACAAAAGGACCCAUACUGGAGAAAAACCCUAUGAAUGUAAUCAGUGUGGGAAAGCCUUUUCACUACGCGGAAAUCUCAAAAAGCAUAAAAGAACACAUACUGGAGAGAAACCCUAUGAAUGUUUUCAGUGUGGGAAAGCCUUUUCACAAUUGAUUAGUCUCCACAUUCAUAAAAGAACACAUACUGGAGAGAAACCAUAUGAAUGUAGUCAAUGUGAUAAAGCCUUUUCACACUUCGGUACACUCCAAGUGCAUAAAAGAACACAUACUGGAGAGAAACCCUAUAAAUGUAAUCAAUGUGGUAAAGCCUUUGCUUGUUGUAGUGGUCUCCAGAAACAUGAAAGAAUUCAUACUGGAGAGAAACCCUACGAAUGUAAUCAGUGUGGUAAAGCCUUUACACAGUCCAAUUCUCUCCAAGCGCACAAAAGGACACAUACUAGGGAGAACCCCUAGUAAUAUAAUCAAUGUGGUAAAGCCUUUUCAAUACCCAGUAGUCUUCAAAGGCAUAAAGGAACACACAAUGGAGAGAUACCCUACAAAUGUAAUCAAUAUGGUAAAGCCUUUGCAUGUUGUAGUGGUCUUCAGAGACAUGAAAGAAUUCAAACUGCAAAGAAACCUUAUGAAUGUAAUCAUUGUGUUAAAUGC
Meriones unguiculatus (Mongolian gerbil) is the source of this 1527-nucleotide messenger RNA. RefSeq names its product zinc finger protein 709-like. Lineage: Eukaryota; Metazoa; Chordata; Mammalia; Rodentia; Muridae. The record is from RefSeq and is a predicted model, not a curated record. Gene Ontology annotation, biological process: regulation of DNA-templated transcription. The transcript has 5 exons. The annotation marks the transcript as partial.